Messenger RNA from Cuscuta epithymum, 1905 nucleotides. NCBI's taxonomy places the organism in Eukaryota, Viridiplantae, Streptophyta, Magnoliopsida, Solanales, Convolvulaceae. The record is from the annotation of a GenBank genome assembly.
GGUAGUACUCUAUAGAAAAUGGUUUUACUAUUAGCCCAAAGUGUUUGAUCCGGUCCAAAGUGUUUCAUCUCUUAGCCAGACGGUGUACGCUAUAUUGCUCUCUCCCUUCAUUAGGUCGGACGCAGUCUACACACCGCGCCGUCCGUUCGUCUAAUGUCCUGAGGUUACUCCAUUAUUAUUAUUACCAACUGUUCGUCUAAUAUAUUUUAUCUUAUCAGCAGUGAAUAGACAGCUUAGCGGGUGUUGUUGAGUGUUGCCUUCUUAAGGAGGAGAGUCAAAUGUCUUUCUGGGGAAUUGAAGUUAAACCUGCAAAACCGGUCACUCAUGUGUUUGAUCAGACACGAGGAAGGCUUCGGAUUUCUCAAGCAACAUUGGGUAUUGGCAGUGCAAACACAAAGAGCUUGGUUCAGUGCAACGUGGGCAAUAAAGCUCCACUUUUUCUGUGCGCAUUGUUGCCUGAAAGGACAGAGUCUUGCCAUUUGGAUUUGGAAUUUGAGGAAGCAGAGAAUGUGGUCUUUUCUGUUCUUGGACCAAGAAGUAUACAUCUAACUGGUUACUAUGUGGGUAAGAGUUCCAAUGCACAUUUAGGAGGAGGAGGCAGUGAUACAGAGUCAUAUGGAGAGGAUGUUGGCCACACAGACACAGAUGUGUCCAAUGAGUGUAGUGAUGAAGAUGAAUACGAGGACAGCUUUAUUGAUGAUGGAGAGCCAGAGGUUCUCCCUUCUUCACCCAUUUCUAGCGAUGAAGAUGUAGCAGCUGAAGGAAGCAAGAGAGGGAACCAAUGGCUUAGGAAGAAACACCAAGUAAUUGACUCUGAUGAUGAUGAAAACACUCCUGAAAAUGAAGCAUCUCCAAAGAAAUUAUCAUCACAAAGUGGAGAAGAUAGUGGCAAGGUGACAGUUCAAGCAGAAAAUGGUGUAGGGGGUACUGAGGAAAAUGUUGAUAUUAGUGAUGCUGAGACCGCAAAGAGUGAAAAGCCUAGCAAGAAACGGAAAAGCAAGUCUGAUAAUGCAAAAUCUGUUGAAGUUCCUGUAGAGGUUAAACCCCUUGCUGAAGAGGGAUCUGCGGACGGCCAGAAAUUAAAGAAGAGGAGAAAAGGUAACAAGGGAGAGAAAGUGGAUGAAUGCAAAGAUUCAUGUCCUAUCAAUACUCAUGAAAAGGUCAAGCAAAAUCUCGAGGCCACUAAUACCGUCAAGGAUUUAAUUGAAACUCCUGAUGAAAAUAAAUUGCAAAGUAGUGCUCAAAAUGAUGAUGCUAAUUGUGGUGUAGCUAAUGGACAACAUAUGAAGAAACAUGAAAAAAAGAAGAAUAAGAAGACCAAAGUUGUGGAUGAAGGAGCCAACAAUGGUGUGAGUGUGGAGUCCUGCGGAAUCAGGACUUUGUCAUAUGGAUUGACUACUGAAGACCUUGCAAUUGGAGAAGCUGAUGGAAAAAUUGCUACUCCAGGGAAAAAGGUGAAAAUUUACUAUACUGGCAUCCUGAAAGAAAACAAGCAGGUUUUUGACUCCAAUAUUGGUGAAACUCCUUUCAAAUUCCGCCUAGGUGACAAACGCAUUAUUGACGGGUGGAACAUUGGUCUUGAAGGCAUGCGUGUUGGUGGCAAAAGGAGACUUGUCAUCCCUCCAUCAAUGGGCUAUGGCAGCCAGGGAGGUGGAGAGAACAUCCCACCAAACUCAUGGUUGAUUUAUGAAGUUGAAUUGGUUGGAGUCCGUAAAUGAGUUUUUAUUUUAUUUUGCGUUAAUGUUGAAGAUACUUUUUUUUGAUGAUGAUGAUGUUGAAGAUACUUUUUUGAACUUGAAACCCUUGAGAAAGUCCGUCCUUAAGAGAUGAUAAAACUGUAACAGUGUGAUCCUGGGAUUUUGUUUGCGGUAUGAUAAUAAUAGAUACAAUUGAUAAAUGGGUUGC